This is a messenger RNA of Marmota flaviventris (yellow-bellied marmot), 783 nucleotides long. The record is from RefSeq and is a predicted model, not a curated record. Lineage: Eukaryota; Metazoa; Chordata; Mammalia; Rodentia; Sciuridae.
AUGCCGCCCCGCGCCCUGCGCCGCGCCGCCGCCGCCGCUCCGCUCCGUCUGCGGGCCCCGCCGCCGCGCUCCGCAGGCUUAAAGCCCGGACCCGCUCCGCGCUCCGGAGCCCCACCCCUCCCGCCGCCCAUUGGCUGCCCGCGGAGCCGCCUCCCGCCCCCCGGCCUCGGCCCCCGCCCCCUGUGCCCGCCUGCCGCCUGGCCCGGCCACCCAGAGCUCGCCAUUGGGCCUCGCUCCCGGGGUCCCGCGCGCCGGCCUGCUGGAGACUCGGAGCCCGACCGGCCCCAUAUUCCACGCGAGCUGAAUGCCUGUCCGCAUCCCACCCGGGCGGCGGGGACUGCGGGCUCCGGGAGGCGCUCGGGCUCCAAGAAGCGACUCAGCCCCUCACUUCCUCCCUCCUCAGUGCGGCUGCCUGCGGACUCAUCGCGGACCUCUGCGGCCCUGACAGAGCGCGCAGAGUCGGAUGGCCUGGGCUUCAUGCCCUGCGCGGGCAUCCCUUCCUGCUGCCGGACGCCGAAGCCAGGACCAGGCCUCCUGCAUCCCAGCCCAGAAGAUCUUCUACACGGGUGGAAGCUUCUGCAGGUGGUGGGUGGCGGCAACAAAACGGAAGGAGAGCCCCACCGUCUGCUCCUGGUGUUGCCUCCCAGGCCCCCACAAAGCCAGGGGAGGAGGGGCGCCCGCCUGCCAGGGCCUAGCCGGGGAGCCCCCAGCGCCGGGCUCUUCUCCCUGGGGGCUGAGCGCCUCUCCCUGCCCGAUCUGGGCCGAGCCUUCAUGUAUUAUUAA